Galleria mellonella (greater wax moth) is the source of this 3004-nucleotide messenger RNA. It is a transcript of the gene ICA69, whose product is annotated as islet cell autoantigen 1. Gene Ontology annotation, cellular component: Golgi apparatus. Gene Ontology annotation, biological process: regulation of transport. Gene Ontology annotation, molecular function: protein domain specific binding. The record is from RefSeq and is a predicted model, not a curated record. The transcript is spliced from 4 exons. The coding region runs from base 143 to 1426 and encodes 427 amino acids. NCBI's taxonomy places the organism in Eukaryota, Metazoa, Arthropoda, Insecta, Lepidoptera, Pyralidae.
UUAAAACUCGAACAAACCUCAAUGAGAGAUAUUAAGAAUACUUGUCUCUUUUUUAUCUCAAUUUACAUUAUUUGUUUUCUUUAAUUAUUUAAUAUAUAUCGUGUGAUUUAAUCACUCUAUAGAGUGAAAAAAUUCAAAAACAAUGAUGCAACAUCAGUAUUGGGUAACCAAAAAGACUGUGUUAAAAAAAUUGGGAACCAAAGAAGACGAAUGUAUCGUUUCUUCAGACGCUGAACUCGAUGCAAAAUUAGAAUUGUUUCGAUCAAUAUCUGAUAGCUGUUUGCAACUACAACGGGUUUUAGAUCAGUAUCAACAACGAUUAUGUAUUUUGGCUCAAGAGGAAAACACAUUAGGAAAGUUUCUGCGUGAUGCUGGUAAAGGUUCAGAUGCUUCAGGCAAGCAUAUGAUAUCUGCUGGUAAGGCGAUAUCUUAUUCUGGCCAGCAGCGAUUAUCAGUUCGGGGGCCAUUGUUGAGACUUUAUCAUGAAGUAGAGACAUUCAGAGGGCGUGCUGUUAGCGAUAUGCGUGCUACAGUAUCAGCUAUGGAAAAAGCCCGUAUCGAAUAUCGCGCGGCGCUCAGUUGGAUGAAGUCGACAAGUGCGCAGCUGGAUCCGGAUACAGGCCGCGGCCUUGAUAGUUUUCGGAAAGCACAACGCCAAGUACGCGAGAGUAAAAAGCUUUUUGAUAAAUUAACACUUGAUGUCUUACAGAAGAUUGAUCUUUUAGCUGCUGCAAGAUGCAACAUGUUCUCCCAUGUUCUUUCAAAUUAUCAAAGUUCCUUUACAACAUUUUCAACAAAAGUGGUCCAAACCUUACUUGCUACAGCUGAUACAAUGAGUUCUACUCCACAGUAUGAAUUUUGUAUAUUGAAAGAAUUAUCUCAGAAUUUAGAAGGAGAGUCCAAGCAGCAAGAUGUUGUGCCACAGGAUAAGGACCAAAUGUUAUUUUUCCAGGAUGAAUAUAAAGAUGACAAUAACCAUGACAAAAAAAUUGAAAAGAAUACUGAAAUCAAUAAUGAUAAUGACAAACAACCUCCAUCCACUUCUAAUGCAACAGAUACAUCAAUAUCAACUCUAAUAGACACUGGUUGCAUCGAGUCAGAAAAUACUGGUGAAAUCCCUGGAGUAAUUUCAGAUUUGGCUGGGCUACGAUUAGAUUGUGGUGACAUGCCUACCAACUUUAGCUCCUUUAUGCCUUCCCAGUUGCUACAAGAGUCAACUGCUUCCAGCAUGUUCCAAAACCCUCUAACACCAAGCACCAAUAACAACAAAACAUCGAAUACGCCUCCACAAAAUUACCCUGUUGGUCCACUGGCUCCAAAAAAGGAUGAUAAGGCUGCCUGGUUCAAGUUGUUUGCUGAAUUAGACCCCUUGGCCAACCCAGAUAACAUUCCUGGUACUAAUACCAGUCAAAGUCAUGCUGCAUAACUUUAAUUCACUUUUAUAUAGAUAGAUUUAUUUUAAUCACCUAUAAUAAUUUUAUAAACCCCUUAAUAUUUAAAAAAGAUAAGCAUAAUGAGUAUUUUCCAAAUAUAAAAGUUGAAGCUAUGAUUAUUAGGUAAUCAACUGUGUGAUUGUCUAUUAAAUUUUCUAUAAUAUGUUGUUUUCACUAGUUGAUUCAGAUAAUUAUUUAUUGUAAUAAUUUUAAUAUAACUGAGUGUUAAUUAUGCAUUCCAAUUCUGUUAAUUUUUGUAAUUGUAGCAAUCUAUGUAACAAACAUGUCUAUAAACAAUGUACCUAUCAAAAUAUAUAUAUAAAAAUAUAUAACAAUUAAAAAAAAAAAAAAAAACUAAAAACAAAUAACAUCCUAGGAACAUUAUCGCUCCAAUUGCAUUUAUCUUUCUAUGCAGACAUUUGAAGGUUUGUAUCUUAUUUUACAAUGAUGCUUCUCUGGCCUGUGGCACAGAUAAUACUGUAGCUGUUUACCAUCAGGCAAAUAGAUGGAUAUGUUUCAUUGCUCAUAUAAAAAAUCUGAAAUCCUCCUACAUCCUAUCUAGAAUCUACUUAAUUUAACUGAUUUGUUGGCUUUAUUAAAUUAUCCACUCAAGAACCCCUAAAGGUUGCAAACCAAGUGCAUCCAUAACGUUAUUUUUAUUUUAUUUGUUAUUUACAUUGUAUGUAGUUUUAGCUUUGUGCAAAUUUUAUUUUAUUAUUUAAUUAUAAAUGAUUUAAUAUUCCAAUGAAAAUAUAUUACAAUUACUAUGUGAACCUGCCUCCUAUGGAUAAGAAAUCGUUAUUUGCAUUAAACAUCAAGUUGGUAUGUUUUGCUUUGCAACAAACAAUUUUUGUUCUGCAAUAAAAAAAAAUAAAAAAAAAAAACAUUAUAAAAGCUACUGUUUUCAUGAUUUAUAAGGAACCAACGAAUGAGUACUUAAAUUGCAAUCAAUUACAAAAAGAAUAUCAAAAUCGAUUUCAAAUUUACGAUUAAAUAACUACACACAAAUACUACACAUAAAAAACUACAGGCGAACCCCUUCCUUUUGGAAGUUUAAUAAUAACAUUCUUAUCAUUAUACCACAACAGUCAAAGCGGCUAACUAAGAGACGCCAUUUCUUUAAAAUUUUAAUUUGAUUUCGCAUUGCAAUCUUUUCUCUAAGAACCUAAUAUAUAAAGAAAUAUGUACAAAUGGUAAAUGACCAUCAGACGGGCUGUGCUUGUUUGCCACCUUUGUGCUAUAAAAAAAAAGAGUAAUAGCAUUUCAGAAUUGACUCCAAUGUUGCUAUUGCUGUCUUUUUGGUAUGGGCACUAUUACGUCUAUUAUUUUUUUUUAUUUAUUUAUCUUAUUUAUAUUAUAUAUGUACUUAAUAAUUUGAAUAACAAACUAAUAUCCUAUUUUAAAAAACCCUAGUCACUAGAUAUGUUAAUGUUUAUAUUGCCAAAGAUUUAGUUUUAGUUUAAUUGGAAUUUAUUAUUGAAAGUGAUUAUGAAUAUACUUAUUCUAAAUGCAUUCCAUUUUUGUGUAUCCAUAUGAAAUAAAAUUAUGAUUAUUACAUAUGUAUUGUAUUA